UACAAAAGUAAGAUGGAGGAACUCGCAGUCGAAGUAUGCGGCGAGAAUGGGGCCUAUUACAAGGCCUUUGUGACAGAUGUGUUUGAUGAGGAUGUGUCAGUAGCCUUUGAAAAUGAUUGGCAGCCAGAGUCAAAAUUUCCAUUUUCCCAAGUGCGUCUUCCCCCAGAGGGUGUUCCAGGGAAAUCUGACUUCACAGAAAACCAGGAGAUUGAAGUAUAUUCUCGGGCCAAUGAGCAAGAAGCAUGUGGUUGGUGGAAGGCCAUCAUCAAGAUGAUAAAGGGUGAUUUCCAUGUAGUUGAGUACUUAGGUUGGGAAAAUACCUAUACAGAAAUUGUUGCAAGUGAAAGGUUGCGGCCCAAGAACCCAAAUGCUCCCAUAGAUAAAGCCACAUUCUACAAGUUUGAGAUUGAAGUACCUGAGGAUCUGCGUGAAUAUGCAAAAAUGGACAAUGCUCAUAAGGAGUUUCAGAAAGCCAUGGGUGCAGCAAUCUGUCGGUAUGUACCGGAUAGAGGGGUUCUCAAUGUAAUCUCAAGGAGUGAGCAUUCAAAAAAGCGUUCAACCAUGCUUCAAGAGAUGCAUUUUAGGAAUCUAAGUCAGAAGGUAUUGCUGCUAAAACGAACUGAGGAAGCAGCCCGACAGUUAGAAUCAACCAAGCUGCAGAAUGUUGGAGGCAAAUUUAGGCCUUCAAACUUUAUAUAUCAGCGUGUCUCAAACUAUGAGGCAGGGGUGAGAGCAAAUGCAAGAUACUCGGACGAGUUUAGUGUACGUGAAGAUCUCAUGGGACUUGCAAUUGGUGCUCAUGGUGCAAACAUUCAGCAAGCACGGAAGGUAGAGGGUAUCACGAACAUUGAACUUGAAGAGAAUUCAUGCACUUUUAAAAUUUAUGGGGAGACUCCUGAAUCUGUUAAAAAGGCCCGUAGCAUGUUAGAAUACAGUGAAGAAUCCAUUCAAGUUCCUCGGAUUUUGGUGGGGAAAGUAAUUGGAAAAAAUGGGCGUAUUAUUCAAGAAAUAGUGGACAAGAGUGGAGUGAUAACAACAGGCUCGAGUGGGAAUGUACAUACUAUUAAAGUGCGGGUUAAAAUUGAAGGGGAUAAUGAACCACAGCCAACAAUCCCUCGUGAAGAGGGUCAAGUUCCUUUUGUGUUUGUAGGUACUGUAGAAAGCAUAGCUAAUGCAAAAGUUCUUUUGGAAUAUCAUCUAGCACAUUUAAAGGAAGUAGAAGCAUUAAGACAAGAAAAGUUAGAAAUCGAUCAGCAGAUACGCAGUAUACACGGUUCUACAAUGGGCUCAAUGCAGAAUUUUCCAAUUCAGAGGCGCAAUGACAGGGGUUAUAAUUCAGACAUGGACGGUGGCAGCAGCCGGGGCCGAGGUGGGCCAAUGCGAGGUCGUGGGCGGGGGCGUGGUGGCCCAGGGCGUCAUGGUGAUGCCAGAUUCAAUGCCGGUAAUACCAUCACAGACUAUAUUAACAGCGUUGAGGGUUCACGCCAUCAGACACCAGACACUGCAGAUGAACGUGUGAGAGAUUUGCCACCACGGCAACACCAGUACCAAACAGGUCCGAGGCCAAACACACAUCCAUCGCGCCAGCCACUUCGUCGUGAUCACCGCCGAGAUGAACGCAGGCGUAUGACAGAUGAAGAGGAUACUGUGAUGGAUAGUCAAGAUGUUUCAAGUGUUGAUAGGGAGUCAGUGUCGAGUGUGGAGGGUUCCCGCACCCGUCGGCGCCGGCGUAGACGUAGGACAAGGCCCCAUAGCCAGACACCCUCAGGCGAGCAUGUGGACUGCAGGCCUAGUGACCACCUUGCAGGAAGUAGUAUUGACAUUCAGGGUGGUGGUGCAGCCCCAGGCCCCAGUGAUCAGUCUGCAUUUACAAGCAAAGAAGGAACACCAGCUACAGAUGGACCACCUAAAUCACAGAGGGAACCAAAAUCCCGCAGUCAGAGACCACCAGCAUCUAAGCGAUCCGAAGGCAAAGCCAAGGAAACAAUGGUUAAUGGCACAUCAGCUUAGAUAUGUGUAAUUUGGUCUCAGGCGCACAAUGUUUGAAAAACUGCACAGUAGUACUGGACAUUUCUCAGCUACGAUUAAAACAGGAAUACAUGGAAAAUGUAUGCAUGGUUUACAUUGACAACAAAGUGCCAAGAUAAAAAUUAUUGGGACCUUCAGAUCACAUUCACAGAAGGCUAAUGCUUUUAACCCCACCUGGGAUUUAUAUGGGGUUUAUAAAUUUCUGAAAGUUACAUUCUGUGAAUUGCCCAAUGGUGUAUACUAGUAUCCUACUCUUGAGUCAUUGGUUCUCCUUGAUCUGUUCUCCUUGAAAUUUUGCAUUUUUAUGAGACAGUGUGCAAGAUUUUGAGUCAAAAUUGUGGAAUUCAAGAUGUUAUUUUCAUGUUGGGGAAAAUUCUUACCAAUCUAGGCUGACACAAAACUGAAAAAAAUCCUUUGACAGGUUUUCAGUUACUUAAGUUGCCCCAUCACAUUGUGAUGUGCAAGGCACAGGAAUAAAGUGUGAUGGAUGCUCACUCAUCUUGCACUUUAAAUACAGUGCAGCAGUGCCUCGACACACAAGACAUUUCCCUCUUGUUCAGGGCUAGCUCACGGAUGCCUUUUUUAUACUUGCUACCGAAAAUUUAUCCCUCCCUCAUUUCCUGCUUCCAUUUUGUAGAGCAGAAUGAAACUGUUUCUUUGGUUGUAACAUAGUAAAGGGCAAGAUUGAUUCUUCCUAAUGACUUUUUGUGUGAAUACUGUAGCUCAUUUUGUAGGAGGCAGCUGUGUGUGAAGUUUGCAUAACAGCAGUAUUCAGAUGUUCCUUCUAGUAUUUAUUGUCUCAAGUUUGGUUACUUGCGUAGUGGAGUUACUUAACAUUUUUACCUGUAGUUGCAGCAGAGAUUGAAAUUUGUUGAAUGCUAACAAAUCGGUGGUGAGUUGAGAUCUUAACUUGUAAGGUGAAUACAGAAGAGAAAUUCAAUUUGAAAGUAAAUUCUGAACAACUUAUAGAAUUUCUUUCCAUGUGAAUGUAACUGGGAAAUUGGCAUAAUUUAUUUCUUAAAUUUUUGCUUGCAUAUUAGUGAAUACCAUAAUAGUCGGAGCAAAUAUUUAUGUUGCUACCAAUUAUAUUUAAAUGCAUUUUGCAAAAUAUCUGAAGUUUAAGUAGUAAGGUGUAUGAUUCUUUUGGAACUUUGUGUACCAACACACUUUUUUGUUAUUUGUAAGCACUGUUAUAAAUAACACAUCUGAUGCAUGUAUACAUGAAGUACUACUGGUAUUCUAGUAUUCUUGAUGCAGCAUACAUUAGUACCAUGUAUGUAAUUACUUUGAUACCUGGCUUUUACCAUUGCAUUUUCAUAGCUUAUUUGAGAAUCUUGCAGUGAAAAUGCUCUGAAAUUGAGACAAAAUUUCCUACAUGGUCUUAACAUUGAUGCGUGUUGUGUAAGUGAGCAAUAUUUUCUUCUUACACAUUGGCCAGUGAAAGAACAAAGGUAAAUUUCAAUAGCUCAGUCAUAAUGGUUGUGCUUGUAAGUUAAUUCUGUGGUUUGAUGCUCAGAUGAAUGAACUUGAGUAGAUAAAAGUGGGUUUGGACUGUGUGAGUGAAACUGUAAUACUCUUGUACUUAGAAUAUGGAAAAUACUGCCAUCAUGUUUGUGGUUUCCUGACCAUGGUAGUCAUGGCACAGAGUGAAUGUUUUGUUUUUAUAUAAAACAUAACACUCAUUCAUCAUAUUCAGUACAUUAGUGCAUAAUCUUGGUUUUCCGAAGAUUAAGACUCAAUCCAGUGCUAUUCAGAAAGAAGGAAUUAUUAAACAGAACUUCUACAGAGUGAAAUGCAACUUCCAUAUGUUGCAGUUUCUUCCUGAAUAGAAGUAUAACUAUAGUUAUCAGUUGGUCAAUUGUGUAGUGUGUGCUGUAUCCAGAUUUAUGUUUGGGGUGUGUUUAUGUACACAAAAUCUACACAUGGAAUGGCAAGUUUUGGCAAACAGAAACUUUGGGUUUAAAAAUAAUGAAGUGCCCUUUUUAAAUAAAUAAAAUUUAAAAAAAUAUAUCUUCCAUAGAUUAUACACUUCUUUCUGAUCAGUGUCCCAUUUCUUUAUCCUAGAUAAUAAACUUAUGUUCAGGUCAGUAUCAUUUUAAUUUUUUUGAUGGUUCAUGUGCACAGUACUUGCAACUCUAACUUGAUAUGUCUGUGUAACCAUAGAGUAAGUACCAGAUGAUGACCGAAAGAUGCUUUCUGUCACAUGUUGAAUACCAACUGUUGUAAAAUUCGAGAAAUGUAUCUUCAUAUAUAAUUGUACUAAGUAUGACUGGAGAGAAUGAACUUGCGGGAAUGGCAAAAUGUUGUACAGCGACAAUGGAUUGUUCAACAGUGUUCAAAGAAACACCACACCUGUGUCUUACUCGAGUUGUACAUCUUUUUGUGAAUCUCCAACCAUGUCCUGACAGAACAAAACAGACUGUUUGUCUUAAAACUGUGAGUGAUUUUGAUUUUAAAAAUAGAUCAGCCAGCAUCCGUAACAUUGCAUUUGUUUAAAAAGCAAUAUCGUAGUUUCUUCCCCAGUUUGCUUGUUGAGAUAGGUUUGUAUUGAUCUUGCAAUGUUUGCAUAAUUUAAGAAUAAAUCAUUUCUGUACAUAA
Molecule: messenger RNA, 4626 nt
Organism: Cryptotermes secundus
Lineage: Eukaryota; Metazoa; Arthropoda; Insecta; Blattodea; Kalotermitidae
Gene: Fmr1
Product: synaptic functional regulator FMR1
Exons: 15
Coding region: 13-2010 (665 amino acids)
Biological process (GO): regulation of dendrite morphogenesis; regulation of translation at postsynapse, modulating synaptic transmission; anterograde axonal transport
Cellular component (GO): nucleus; postsynaptic density; neuronal ribonucleoprotein granule
Molecular function (GO): translation regulator activity; protein homodimerization activity; mRNA 3'-UTR binding
Source: RefSeq, a predicted model, not a curated record